Molecule: messenger RNA, 4498 nt
Organism: Leopardus geoffroyi (Geoffroy's cat)
Lineage: Eukaryota; Metazoa; Chordata; Mammalia; Carnivora; Felidae
Product: serine/arginine repetitive matrix protein 1-like
Exons: 7
Coding region: 645-1676 (343 amino acids)
Source: RefSeq, a predicted model, not a curated record
AUUUGAUGUGUCCCGAUUUGUGACAAUUAUGGACAGGGCCGAUCUGAAUGUCCUGGCCGACGCCUUUGUGCACAGGAGACAUUUCACCUUGGGCGUUGUCGGUAUCUGUGGCCGGGACGGCCUUUGUGGGGUACGCUCGGGUCAGGGUCCACGGCUCACUUUUCCGCACCCACACAGAGGGCACUGAGCGUGGCCUGCGGAUCCGGCUUCUGCCUGCGUGUGACCAGGCGAUGUGCGCGAGGCCUCGGAACCGCUCUCCACAGCACAGAAUGCUCUGCCGUCAGAAAAUGGCCAAGAAUCCGGAAUUCCGCAGAAGCAGAGCGGGGAGCGGGGAGAUGGGCAUAGAAACACGUGUUCGCAGCCAAGAGCACACAGCUGUUUCCUCUUGUGGCUUCCCCAGCCUCAGAUGAUUUGUUUUAUUAGAGGCGAGUUGUGUUCGCUACCGACUGACGGCGCUGGCGGCCCCGGGAGGCAGAUGACCGACAGCGCAUCGCGGCGCUGACCCAGCGCCACGUGUGUGCCCGACGUUCGCCCACGGCUGUCGCUUGAUGCCCGUGCCCUGAAUGCCCUCGUUGGAUUCGCACGGAAGCCCUGCAGGCAGUGUGCACGCCCUUGCUAAUUUUACCUGAUGAAUUUACAAGGUGAUGUUGUUAUCCACCCAUUUCCCAGAUGAAAAACUGAGGCUCAGAGAAGGUGAGUCACUGGCCCCACAUCUCAGACCCAGUGCGUCUUUGACUCUCAGAAGAGCUGUUAGCGGUCUGCUGAACGCGGCCUGCACUGGGUGCCCUUGUGGUGGGAGAGGGGCUGGGAGCCUUCCUCUGACUGUGGUGAGCCCCUCCCCGGACCCCCUUUUCCUCUGCCUCUGCUGGAGGUGGAGGCCGAACCCCACCCCCUGGCCCACGUGGACCGAGGGCCGCACGCCCACGAUCCCCGCGGAGCCGGGACAUCGGAGGAGGCCCGGUCGGUCCACUCUGGCCCCUUCGGGACUGCUCUGGGCCUCACUCUCCUUAUCCAGGCCGACCGUGGUGCUGGGUCAGAGAUGGCCCCCAGCCCCUCCUGUGACGAGGUGGGGGGGAACCCGACUUGGAGCCCCACCAGCUUCAUCUCUGCACAGGCAAGGGCCUCCUCCCUCGUCCUGGCCCUUCCCUGCCCCCAGAAAGCCUGAGAGACCAUCCUGGUCAGGCCAUCUGUUUCCUGCCCCUUCGGGAAGGCCGUCCCGCCCAGGCCUUGGCAGCAGAAGUCCCGCAUCUCCUGUCCCCACGCCCCUCCGUGCCCGGGGUCCUGGCCCUGGGAUGGCUGGCUUAGUGCGACCACGGCCCGGCUGCCUGUUGGGCUCCCGCAGCCCCUCCGGCGGGGCCUCCGCCCUUUUGGCGUCUGUCUCCUGCCCCUGCCCUCCUGGCCCAUUGUCUUUCCCCAGAAGCAGGGUGUGGGGCAGUCCGGGAGCCCGGGACCAUUCCUUUUCCUGCUGUGGAGCCAGUGACAAUGAUGUCCCACACCCCGCCCCUGUGCACAGGGGCCACGAGCUUUCCCUGUCCGGGGGUCUCAGCCCGUACUCGGAGGAGGGGCCCCAUGCAGAGCUUCCCUCAGACGCAGGCCUCGUGCCCCCAGCCCGGAACUGGCUCCUCUUGGGCAAUAUUCCGAACAUCGGUUUGCAAGGACUUUCCCUUCAGAGGUGAAAAGCCCUCACCUGGGCUGAGCUCCAGAUUCAGAGCCCCUCUCGGGGCAAAGCCAGGGAACCUGUCGAUUCUGCGUGGACGCUGCCAGCCUCCGACCCUCUCGACACAGCGGGCUUGGAUCUGUGAGCUGUGUGGUUCUGUUCUCCUCGGGGGGCCGCCUUCCUGCAUUCAUCCUGCAGACACCUACUGGGACGUGGACCUGCUCGGCCCGGGAACAGACAGGGGCAGUGCCCGAACCCACAAUGCGCCUGGGCCCGCGGGCAUCUGAUCCCAGCCCAACAAACAACCAGCGCGGAGAUGGGGACGCACGUUGCUCGAGGCCGUGUCUGCUGGGCUGAGUGAAGGGAGCGCAGACGUGAACCAGGCCACGGUGGCCGGGGUGGGGGCGCGUGGCCACGGACUGGGUCAGCACAGGCCAACAGAGCUGCUCGUGAUGAUGGAUGUCGCGCAUCCACGCUGUGACCCGAGAGCCCUGGAAACCGGCUUUCUAGUUUCCCUGAUUUGUAAUUACCUUAAAUUUCGCUAGGAUCGCGCGGCCGGCAGCCGUUGUGUUGGGCAGCGCCGUCCGAGGCAGGGAUGGCCACGUGCCUGUCCCCUGGGGCUGGAGGCCGCUCACGUGUCUGAGAAGCCAGAGGAGGACAGUCAGAGGCACAGCGGGCAGCGAGGCGCAAGAGGGUGGUUCUUUUCGAUUCUAGAUGACGCGUUUCCGGGUUUUUUCAGCCCCGGGAGCUGCGGGUCAGUUGUAGUAUGCAAUCCCGAGUGAGGACGAGAGUUGCCCAGCCCACCCUGGGCUUGCACCCUCGCUCCCCUUAGCGGAGGACGUCAGGGGGCAGCUGCGAAGGGGCAGCUGCUCCUGAUGUCCCAGAAGGCAGGUGCGUUAGUGAGGCUCCCCAGAGAAACGAACCACAAGGUUCCUGCGAAGCCCUUCCGCUCCAUCCAGACUUCCUGACUCAGUCCACCGGUCCCAGUGUUCACCUCAUCCAGAAACAUCGUCACGGACACGCCCAGAGCGGUGCUUGACCUGAUGCCUGGGCCGCCUCUGGCCGGUCAAGUUGACGCACAGAAUUACCCAUCAUAGCAGGUGCCUCGUCCUGCCCUAAACAUGCGCAGGACGCCGUGGGUGUUAGUCAAGGAGCCGUCUCUGUCCGCAGCCCCCGCGACCCAGGCCCUGGGUGUCAGCUCUGCAACUCCGCUUUGGCCGUGCCUGAUCCGGGAGAGACCACCGACCGGAGACGCCGCCUUCAGAGGCUGCCUGGAGCCCCGUGGCCGGUGCAACCAGGCUUCUAGCAAUGAGCCGGACAGUCAGAACUUCUCUCUGUCACGGGGCUGGGACUCAGGAACUUGCAGAAUCACUACCUGGCCUGUCUGCACCAUAGCCUCGUCUCUCCAGGGAGGAGGGCACCACUGACCAUCUCUGUUUGCCACAGAAUUAAGAGGAUGAGGACCGUUUUUGCCGGGGCUGUCUCCAGUAUCGGAAACUCCCCUGGUGUCUUGCAUGGAUAUGGACAAAACGUGGGCACACGGAAAAUACUCCUGAACGGACUGAAAGUUUCCACUGGAGAAGAAGCAAACUUCCUUCUCGAGAAGCCGACAGCCACCAGCCAGGGCAGAGCCUGACUGCCAGCAGCCUGCAGGGCCCCCCCGUGCCUGAGGGCUUUCUAGACCCUGCAGCUCCUCUUUGGGGGCUGUCUUCCCCCCGGCCUCUGGGGUCCCCAUCACCCUCUGCAAAUUGCGCUGCGUCUCCCACCGCUUGUGACUCCACAGUCCCUCCCCUGGGUCUGUGCUCCACGGUCCCCAUGCUCGCGGGCCACCCUUCCCUCUGCCCAGUGAGCUCCUCCCCAUCCUGCCAGGCUCCUGCGGAGACGUUCGGACUCACAUCAGCAGGCAGUGGGGAGCAGGGGGAGGGCGUGGGCCCAGGAGAGGGAGGCGAUAGGAGUCAGAACCAGCCCUGCUGGCCCCUCACGUGAUGACUCUUGGGGGGUGCUGGUCUGCCCCCUCCCCGUCGGGCCCCCACACCAGAGAGACCACCUCUGCUCUCCCCCCAGGCUGGGCCCACCCAGAGUUCCAAGGCCCGGGACCUGCUCCUCACACGGCCUCUGGCUCUCUGCUCGGCCGCGGUUUUCCCACGGCCCCGGCAGCAAGUCAAGCCAUGGGCGCGGAAAGCCUCCGUGACCUUCAAGUGAACGUUCACAUCUUAGCCCGAGACGUCCCGUUAUCUUCAUUCUUUUAGCUUUCCAUACUUUUCAGGGGUUGCUUGCCCUGGUGCCUCCUACUGGGCUGUCCUCGUUUUCUCCAUCUGUAAAACAGGCAAGUGCUGAUGCCCCCCGCCAGGCUCCAUGCAGGGCUCACUUCGAGGACUCACCCCCGCCUGGUCUCACGUACCUCGGGGUUAUCGCUUUCUGAGCUCUGACCUCGCCAAUCAGAGGGCUGGAACCCACCACCUUCAAAUGGAAACGGACCUUGGGGUUUGGACCCUCAGGGCCAGUGCAGUCGAGGGCCCCCCUAGGGUCACCCAGCUGCCGGGCCGAGGGACGGCACAGUCAAGCUUCCUGCUGGAGGCCGUUCGCAGGCAUAAGGCAGACGGUCCUUGUCUCCCUGAAAUGAACAACUCUGGUCGGCGUGACGAAUCUGGAGGCCAGACGAGAUUGUCACUGCAGCUGGGUCCGUGUGACGCCUCCCUGUCCUGUCCGUGUCCCAGCCCCAUCACUGUACAUCCAGGGCCCCCCCACAGCGGAGGCUCGGUCCCCACCUGCCCCUCCGGCCAGCCUUAGCAUGUGGGGGUCGGGGCGAAAACAGAAGCCUGAACCCCGAGUCGGGGUCAU